ACCCACCCUGGGGAAUCCACUGACCCUGCAUUUCUCUGAGGCACUGGGACAGCCCCACCCUCCUGCUUGGGACCUGAGACUUCAGCUCACAGACUACUUCCUGCCUCUUUCUGAAGCAGCCUGACAGUUGGGAUGUUGCUCCUGAGUGCAUUCACCUUCUCCUGCCUCUGGGUGUUUGGGCUUGGGCAGUUGGAGCAACCUGAAAUGUCAGUCACCAAAGCCAUAGGCGAGAGUGCCCAAAUAGCCUGUAAAAUCUCUCCAGACCAUAGCGACACAGAUAUACAUUGGUACCGGCAGAGAGAAAACCAACAGUUCGACUAUCUAAUAAAUGUCAGGCAAAACUAUAAUCAACGUCCCUUGGAUGGGAUAAACAAGAAAAUUGAAGUAAGUAAAGAUCGUCAAACUUCUACUUCAACCUUGAAAGUAAAUUUCCUGAAGAAAGAAGACGAAGCCUUUUACUACUGUGCCAUCUGGACGUACUCAACAUGGAUCAAGAAAUUUUCAAAAGGGACAAAGCUCAUAGUAAUUCCCUCAGGCAAACGCUUCGAUUCAGACAUUUUCCCCAAGCCUACCAUUUUUCUCCCUUCUGUUGCUGAAACAAAUCUCCAUAAGGCUGGGACAUACCUUUGUCUCCUCGAGAAAUUCUUCCCUGAUGUUAUAAGUGUAUAUUGGAGAGAAAAGGGUAGCGAUAAGGUUCUGGAACCUCAAGAGGGAAAUACCAUGAAGACUAAAGAUACAUACAUGAAGUUAAGUUGGCUGACUGUCGCUGAAGAUUCAAUGAAUAAGGAGUAUGGAUGCAUAGUCAAACAUGAAAACAAUAAGGGAGGAGUUGAUCAAGAGAUUCUCUUUCCUCCCAUAGAUAAAGUUGCCAACAUCAUUGAUCCCACAGAAGCUUCUUUGAAAACUGAAAAUGCUUUCACAAUUAUUAAUCCCAGAGAAAGUGUUCUGAGACAUGAACAUGUUAAUAAUUCCACUGAUCUGGAAGCUUGCUUGGAAAGAAGAAAGGAUCAGCUGCAGCUUCAAGUUACCAAUACCUUGGCAUUCUACACCUACCUCAGCCUGUUCCCCAAGAGUGUGGUCCACUUGGCCUUCGUUAUCUUCUGUCUGUGUAGAAGAGCAGCAGUGCAUCGUGAUGGCCAAAGUUCAUGAUGGAUGAUGCAACAGGAAACAGGAAGGUCAUGUUGUUUGCAUCCUUUUUCUGCCCUCAAUGUCUUAUGAGGGUCUAGCUGGAUGUGCUUGCUGCUUUGAGCUCCUCAAGGUCACAUAUAAGGAAUUUAGUAUCCUUACUAUACAGAUGUUUUCAACAGAGAGGGAACUGAUCAACUUUACAACAAAUAGUAGCCCAUGAGAGCACCCAGCCAUUCUGACCCAUCUUCUCUCAGUGCCUAGCACCCUCCCCCCCACAACAGCCCAGAGCAUCACAAGCCCAAUGUAGACAAACUGCAACUUUUAGUCAGCCCACUUCAUGUCCUUCAACCAGAUAAUGCCCUAAAGGCUUCUACAUCAUAUGCUCUGAAGAACCUUAUUUGAACUUGAACUCUGUGCUUUGCUUGCUAAA
Alexandromys fortis (reed vole) is the source of this 1558-nucleotide messenger RNA. It is a transcript of the gene Tarp, whose product is annotated as TCR gamma alternate reading frame protein. The coding region runs from base 133 to 1149 and encodes 338 amino acids. NCBI's taxonomy places the organism in Eukaryota, Metazoa, Chordata, Mammalia, Rodentia, Cricetidae. The transcript is spliced from 8 exons. The record is from RefSeq and is a predicted model, not a curated record.